AUGGAAGCACCACUGGCACAGGCCCAACCUCCCGCAGACGUUCCAAAUGGCUGGGAUAUCAACACUAGUGCCCUUGUCACGAGUAACGAGCCCGAGAAGAUAUUGCGGGAGUACGACUACUUGCGUACCAACUGCCCCGUUGCCCAUGUUGACCGGCAUGGCGGGUACUGGGUUUUGACAAGAUACAAUGACGUCAAGGAAGUCGCGUCCAACAACGACAAGUUCAUCUCGUACGUCUGUGCCGUCGUUCCGGCUGACCCUCGUGGUAUCAGACGUCCUCCUCUCAAGUUUGACGGGGAGAACCACAAGCCGUAUCGCACCGCUAUCGACCGCACUCUGAAGCCAGCACGACUGAAGCGUCUUGAGCCAAUCAUCCGCGCUCAUUGUGAGAGAGAGCUGCAAUCUCUCAUUGAUCGAGGCCAGGGUGAUAUCUACGAAGAGUUCGGGUCCAAUUUCACAAGCUGGAUCGAGAGAGAGUGGCUGAACCUGGAUGAGACAGACGGUGAGCUUCUCGUCGAAGGAUUCGGUAAGUUUGUGUAUGCCUGGCGGACGGGGGAUUGGGUCACAGUGAAGAAGUGGAGUGAUACAUGGUACAGCAUUGCAAAUCGCGUGGUUGCAGCAAGGAAAGAGAAUCCGUUGGAUCCGGAAAUGGACCCGGCUUCAAGCCUACUACUGGAACGGGACAGGGACGGGAAUCCACUUGAAGAGGAGCAUAUCAUUGGCUGUAUUCGGCAGAUUGUUAUAAUUGCCAUGGUGGCCCCUACCAUUAUCAUCACAGCCAUCACCAAGCACCUCAGCGAAGACAAGGAGCUGCAGAACAACCUCCGCAUUGACCGCUCUCUCCUCCCAGCUGCAAUUGAGGAGUUCAUUCGCUUGCACGUCCCCUACCGCGGCUUCUCGCGAACUGCCGUGACAGAAGAGGAGAUCUCUGGCACCAAAGUGCCCCCCGAAGAGCCCAUUACCGUAGUUUACUCGGCUGCGAACAGGGACCCCGAGCAGUUUCCGGAACCAGACAAGUUUAUUCUUGACCGCGAGAAUAUCAGCUCACACCUGGGGUUCGGGAGGGGGAUCCAUCGGUGUGCUGGAACAUGGCUGGCUCGGAUGAUCAUCAGGAUCUUUCUGGAGACAAUGCUGGAUAAGUGUGCAAAUUGGGAAGUAGCAGGCGAAGUUGUGUAUGCAAAGCUGCCGGAAAUUGGGCCGACGAGCUGUCCGAUCAAGUUUAUUGUCUGA
Aspergillus versicolor CBS 583.65 is the source of this 1230-nucleotide messenger RNA. RefSeq lists its product as uncharacterized. Gene Ontology annotation, molecular function: iron ion binding; oxidoreductase activity, acting on paired donors, with incorporation or reduction of molecular oxygen; monooxygenase activity. The record is from RefSeq and is a predicted model, not a curated record. The coding region runs from base 1 to 1230 and encodes 409 amino acids. The transcript has 3 exons. NCBI's taxonomy places the organism in Eukaryota, Fungi, Ascomycota, Eurotiomycetes, Eurotiales, Aspergillaceae.